Macadamia integrifolia is the source of this 1224-nucleotide messenger RNA. RefSeq lists its product as uncharacterized. Bases 1 to 1224 code for a protein of 407 amino acids. NCBI's taxonomy places the organism in Eukaryota, Viridiplantae, Streptophyta, Magnoliopsida, Proteales, Proteaceae. The record is from RefSeq and is a predicted model, not a curated record. The transcript has 3 exons. Gene Ontology annotation, molecular function: protein dimerization activity.
AUGUCUGACUCUUGGACUGACCUAAAGAAGAGGUCUUGGGUUAAUGUGAUAGCUUAUUCUCCUGGUGGGGCUGUGUUCCUGAAGUGCAUUGAAUGUGGUUCAAAUAGUAUUAUUGCUGGAUAUCUUUUUAGAGAAAUAUCUGAUGUUAUUGAAAUGCUUGGACCACAACAUGCUGUGCAAUCUGUUUCAGAUACUGGUGCUAACUAUAAUUGUUGUGGUGAUAUGUUGAUUGAAAAAUGGUCUCACAUGUAUCGGACAAAUUGUGUUGCACAUAUGAUUAAUUUACUUUUAAAGGAUAUCCAUAAGCACGUUAGAUGGGUGAGAGAAAUUAUUGAUGAUAGUAAACAUGUAGUGGAUUAUAUGCAUAGGCACACAACUGUUAUAGCCUUAAUGAGGGAAUUCACAAAUGACAAAGAGAUUAAGCAGCCUUGCAAGACAAGAGGCUUCCAUUGCAAUAGAGUUGAAAUAGCAUUAAAGACUGUUAGGAAAAUUCAAUAUGAUAUAUUCUGGGAUGGGGCAAAGGAGGUUAUUGUUUUUAUGGAUCCUCUCACUAGGAUUCUUCACCUUGUUGAUUCAGAUGGUUCCACUGCAUGCUACUUGUAUGAAGCAACUGUUAGGGCAAAAGAAAAAUUAAGGAAGUUAAAGGAAAGUGAUGGAGUAAAGUACUUUACCAUAUUGGAUUUGUUUGAUACAAGGGUGGAAAAGAAUAUAAUUCAUUCUGUUCAUGUGCUUUCUGCAGCUUUAAAUCCUAAUAAUUUGUUUGAUGGUGGACUUUUGAUUAAGACAAGUACAAUUGUGCAAGGUAAAAAAUGUAUUGUGGCAACCAUGGUUCCUCUAGAAGAUCGUGAUCAAUUCACUACAGAAAUAGUUGAGGAUUUGGUGGGAAUAUAUGGGCAGUUAUCUUCCUGUGGUUCAAAGAUUGCUUGCAGAAUCUUAAGCCAACCUUGUAGUUCCUCUCCUUGCGAGAGGAAUUGGAAUGCUUGGGAUGCAGCACAAAUAGAGAAGAGGAACAGAUUAACUCCAGAAAUGUUAGAAGAUUUGAUAUACAUUAGAAUGAAUUCUUUGAUGAAGGAGAAGUAUGAGAGCCGAGCAAUUCAGAAUACAAAACCUAUUGACCUAGAGAAACUUGGUGACUUGCCUGAUGUAAACAUUGAGUUGGAGAUAGAGAGACUUGAAGAGACAUAUGUUGAACCUUUUCAUGAUCAACCUAAUUCUAUAUUAUGA